Drosophila miranda is the source of this 1516-nucleotide messenger RNA. RefSeq lists its product as uncharacterized. The record is from RefSeq and is a predicted model, not a curated record. Lineage: Eukaryota; Metazoa; Arthropoda; Insecta; Diptera; Drosophilidae. The transcript has 3 exons. Bases 325 to 1356 code for a protein of 343 amino acids.
AGUGGCAGUCAGUGGGUACAUCUCAAGCAUUGCAGUCGCCACCAAACCGCCCAAGCAGGCAUUCAUUUCGAUACGGACUCAAUCAGAGCGCCUUAAUCUUGGCCAAAUACAGAGCACACUCCUUGGACUCCAUUGGCCACUCUACCGUGUUUUUUUGUGUGUUUUUUUGUUAUUGUUGUUUCUGUUUGCGUGUCUGCUGAAGAUUGGCGUGAAAGUGGUUCAUUGCCCGGCGCCGCAGUGCAAUUGAAUCUGAAAUAAUUAAGGAUACUCCAGCUGCAGGCCCCAAUUAGCCAUAGAUCACAGAGUCUGAGCCAUCAUUAAAAAAUGUUUCUCACAAAGAGUUCAAGUGCGAGGCACUCACUGCUGGUGCUGUUGCUGGCCCUCUGCUGCCUGAGCAGCGCUUUUAGCGCCAAGAUAACAAAAAAGGUCGAGAAACCCUCGACUAGUGGAGAAAAAGCCGAGCCAUCUGCCGCCGAGGAGGCUGCCCCACCAGUCGGCGAGGAGGAGGAAGCCGAUGAAGAGGAAACCGACAUCGACGAGGAUGAUGAUGAUGACGAGGAGGAGGAGGAGCAGGAGGCAGACAAACAGGCAGCAGCGGCUGUUGCCGCCACAACCGGUGGCAACAAGAACCCCACCGCCGUUCAGGCGGCCACAGACCCCACCGAUCUCAGUGUCUGGGGCAUGGUGCGCACACUCUGGACCUGGCUGCGCAGCGAUCUGGGUGAAAGCCUCUUCGGCGACGACGACGAAGAGAAGCCAUCCGCCGGCGCCGGCACCGAAACCUCAGCUGUGGAGGGUCGUACCUUUGGCAAGAUCCGUCGCCUGCAGAUGGCCCUGAUACCGAUCAUCUUCAAGUUCGGCGUACUGUCGGCCAUGGUGGCCUUUCUGGUGGCCAUCGGAAUGAAGUCGCUGUUCCUGCUGAAGGUUUUGGUGCUGAUGAAUGCCGUGGCCAUUUUGGGCAAGUUCAUAACGCUGAAAUCGACCCUCUUUGGGCAGUACGAGCACACGGCGCCCACGUUCAACUAUCCCGGCUGGAAUCCCCAUGCCAAGGAGUCCUGGGGAGCCACUGGUCUGAGCGGACCCGGUGGACCCAACGGCCAUCCGCCCAGCAAGGAGAUUCAUCUGCACAUCCACGGCAAUGCCCAGACCCAGGCCCAGCUCGCCGGCCAGGGCUACAACUAUGAGACGCAGGGGGGCUGGGCCAGUCGCUCGGAUCCCUAUGGCGGCUACGCCCCGACGGGACAGUUCGGGGAGAGCCAGCAGCCGGCUGUGGCGACUGCCGACGCGGUGCCCAAGGACUCCGAUCCCAUGGCCCUGCUGCCGACCAAGUACCGGGCGAGACAUCUGAUCCGCUGAUAGAGCUGCUGCCGACCCUUGGGAUCCGGCGACGACCACCGCUAAGAACGCACACGCACUUUUAGUCAGCGGACUUUACGAGGACGCAGCUUUACGUACACCUAAAACUAGUUAAACGCCUAAAUUGUAAUUAAAUUAUUUUCCCCCAAAGUAGCCCUAA